Molecule: messenger RNA, 1005 nt
Organism: Chaetomium globosum CBS 148.51
Lineage: Eukaryota; Fungi; Ascomycota; Sordariomycetes; Sordariales; Chaetomiaceae
Exons: 3
Coding region: 1-1005 (334 amino acids)
Source: RefSeq, a predicted model, not a curated record
AUGUCAGACAUGCUGGCAAAGAAAAAGCAAGAGACAAGGCAGAAAAUAGCCGCCCGCCGUGCCAAAGUGCUCGAUACCACGAGCCGGGUGUUUUGGAGAAGAGAUCAAGAGUGGCUACGAAGACGGAUGAACUUGCAACAACAGGCCACCUUUAAGACUUUGUUUGAAAAGAGGGGUUAUAACGACCCCAAUGUCGGGAUUGGUAUCGAUUUCAUCGCCUGGAACAUUGACUACGGCCUCUGGGACGGACUCCGACACUCUCCCGAAGAUUAUGAAGCCCUCCAGCCAAUUUUCGAGGAAGCCCCGAGGCCAACAGACACCCCAUGGUGUGCCCAAUUCCGCGAUUAUCAACGAAGCCGACUGGGACAGAAAGCCGAGAAGGACCCUCUAAAUCAAGCCAACACUGAAACCAAAUCCCUGAAGAGAAGGUCCGACGCCGAAGACAACAAGGCCAACGAUCUCCACCCUCAACCCAAGAAACUACGACAGCAGGAGCUCAAGUUCACCACCAUCGAACCCCAAACCAGCAACUACCCAGGGCCCUACCCCCACCGCCACCACCGCCACCAACAGACCCCCCCAGCACACGUCCUCUCCCAGUCUCACGCCUUCAUCUAUCAAGGAUUUAAUCCCCGUACCACGAGAAAACAGAUCGCCGGAGCCGCGAAACAUUCUGAGGGGCGGUGUACGGCGGGACAUCGCCGGCGCCGCGCCGACGGGGAUUUCUUCACCGUCCGGUUGCGGGAGGCAGUGGCGGCCACACGUAUCAACCAGAGACCUGGGGCCCAUCCGAUGCCCUGCUGGACCGGACCUUUCGGGUGGAGGUGCGCUCGCCGGGAGGAGCCGGUGACGGUCGGGGUGGAUGGGGAGGGGGCGGGUGCGGGGGUGAAGGAGGGGCCGGUGACGGUGUGGUUGUUGGCGGUGGCGGUGGCGGAUCGGGCGGAGGUGACGUCGUUGAGGGGGCUGGGGCACUUGGCUGAGACUGAUCCUGUAUUAGGGACGUAA